AUGUUAAUAUCUAAGCAGAAUCUAAUAAGAACAACAUCUACAGUUAAAUUUUCUUUAAUCUAUUGUUAUCAAAGUACAAAUUCAUCGCUUGCAUCAAUAUUAUAUCCCGAACCAAAACCAAUCGAUAAAAAUGACGUUUCAUUACCACCGCCGCCACCACCACCAAAACCAACAACAAAACAACAAGCUCAAACUGUUGUUAGUUCAGCAGCUGAUGUUGCCGUUAAUGCUCUUGGUGUUGGUUGGAGUGCAUUGAGUGCUGUUAGUAAUCGAAUAACUGGUUUAACUAGUUCACAAACUAAAGUUUCAACUACAAGUCAACAAUUAAAUUCAAUUGUACGUAUGGUGACACCUGAAUCUCUUGAACAACGAACAAAAACUUUAAUACGUUCGAUUAAAACAGCAUCAUCAACAUUAUCUCAAGCAAUUCGAAUCGAAGAACUUUCAAAUCAUCUUCUUCAACAUCCUGAUGCUAAUUAUUUUACAAAAAAAGAACGACUUGUACCUUAUUUACUAUUUUUACGUCAACAUGAACGUCAUAAACCUGUUAUUGAUAAAAAAUUCAUUAACAUGAUUAAUGAAUGUCUUACUUUAUCAAAUUAUGUUCAAAAACCUAGAGGAAAAGGUAUUCGAUUAUUAUGUAUUGACGGCGGUGGAAUGAGAGGUCUUGUUUCACUUAAUGCACUUCGUCGAAUUGAAGACCUUGUAGGAGAACCAGUACAUACAAUGUUUGAUUAUAUGUGUGGAGUAUCAACCGGUGCUGUUAUAGCAGCAAUGCUUGGUGCAUUUAAAGUCGAUCUGAAUCAAUGUGAAGAAUUAUAUAAACAUUUUAGUACAACAGUUUUUCAUCGAAAUAAAGCAUUAGGUAUUAGUUCAUUAAUAACUAGUCAAUCGUAUUAUGAUACAAAAAGUUUUGAAACUUAUUUAAGAUCACGAAUGGGUGAACGAUUAAUGAUAAAAACCUCACAAGAUCUUGAUUCACCAAAAUUCAGUUUAAUAUCGGCAUUAACACUUCCAAAUGGUUAUAAAUUAUAUUUAUUUCGAAAUUAUUCGAUAUUGUCAUCACCUCAUACACAUUAUGAUGGAACAGCAAAAUAUAAAGUAUGGGAAGCUGUACGUGCAUCAACUAGUGCUCCAGGAUAUUUUGAAGAAUAUUUACUUGAUGGAAAUGUAUUUCAAGAUGGUGGAUUAAUAGCGAAUAAUCCAACGAGUAUUGCAUUACAUGAAUGUAAAUUAUUAUGGCCUGAUGAAGAUAUUCAAUGUGUAGUAUCAUUAGGAAAUGGUAGACCAGCUCCUGAUGUCGCACUUCAAUCGAAAUCAAUGAGCUUAAAACAAAAAUUAUCAUCACUAGUUGAUAGUGUUACCAAUACGGAAACAAUUCAUGUAUGUUUACAUGAUCUUUUACCGCAAAAUAUAUAUUUUCGAGUAAAUCCAUUUAUGAGCGCGGAUUUUGUUUUGGAUGAACAUCGACCAGAACGUAUUGAACAAAUGUUACGUGAUACGCAAACAUAUAUACGUCAGAAUGAAUAUAAAUUUGUAAAACUUGCACAACGAUUAACAAGACUUCGAUCAUUAUAUCAACGUUUUUUGGAUCGUAUAAAAAAAUAUCUACAAAUAUAUACAUAG
Messenger RNA from Adineta steineri, 1626 nucleotides. The record is from the annotation of a GenBank genome assembly. NCBI's taxonomy places the organism in Eukaryota, Metazoa, Rotifera, Eurotatoria, Adinetida, Adinetidae.